AUGGAAGAUGUGCAACAACAAGGUCAAGAAGGCUAUUAUCAGAGCAGCACGUCAAGGGAUGGAGUGUACUGCCUUAAGGGGGAAGGUCAUGUUGUGGUACGCGGAUAUUACGUUGGGCUCACGGUGCGACCUCGGUUUAAAAAUGCACCCUCUGACCUUUCGUGGAGAACAAAGUAUAUGCUUCCCAUCAUUGCACUGCUAUACUUUACUCGACUUGGAAGACGAUGGGUGUCUUUCUUGGCAACAUGGCUGGAUCCACGGCUAGUGGUGUUAAAGUCGGCUGGGGAGGGGCUUCAUGUCACCGUUAAAACCGGUGUUUUGACGCCACGUUCCUACGGGAGGCUAGAAGGCAGUGCGGGUACUGCAUUCCUUGGCAGUGCGCUUUUAUUAUUGCUAUUAUUGCUGGAGACAAGAUUCAUUGCAGCGGCAUCAUGA
Lichtheimia ornata is the source of this 435-nucleotide messenger RNA. RefSeq lists its product as uncharacterized. The record is from RefSeq and is a predicted model, not a curated record. Lineage: Eukaryota; Fungi; Mucoromycota; Mucoromycetes; Mucorales; Lichtheimiaceae. The transcript is spliced from 2 exons. The coding region runs from base 1 to 435 and encodes 144 amino acids.